AUGGUGCGCCAUUGUUCGCUUCUUCUCGUGUUCCUGUUCUGUAUCCACAACGUUGCACGUGUGGACGCCGUCAGUUUAAACAAACGGUCAUCCCUAUUUAACAACCAGCCGUCAAAGAACUGGGUUGUCCUGGCUGCUGGUUCGAACACCUGGGAAAAUUAUCGACAUCAAGCGGACGUAUUUCACGCAUAUCAAUUGGUGCGUAAAAACAAUGUUCCACCGGAGAAUAUAAUUACCUUCGCCUACGAUGAUAUUGCCAACAAUCCCAAAAAUCCGUUUAAAGGCAAAGUGUUCCAUGACUACGAGCACGAAGACGUCUACAACGGUGUGGUUAUUGACUACCGUGGAAAAGAUGUCACACGGGAUAAUUUCGUGAAAGUGCUGAAAGGGGAUAAGAAACUUGAAGCCAACGAGAAAAAGGUGCUGAAAAGCGGUCCUGAUGACAACGUGUUCAUCUUCUUCUCUGGCCAUGGUGCGGUUUCCCACAUUGGCUUCCUAGAAGAAUAUCUGUAUGCCAUGGAGCUGAACGAUACCCUCGCCUACAUGCAUUCAAAAAAAAUGUUCAACAAAUUGGUGCUGUACAUGGAGGCUUGCUACUCUGGCUCUAUGUUUAAAGAUGUUCUUCCUUCAAAUAUGGGAAUCUACGCGACAACCUCAGCCAAGGAAGAUGAAAAAUCCCACGCUAUUUUUUGUUUUGACCCAACAAUCCGUGUAUGUUUGGCGAACGUUUUCUCGGAUGCUUGGAUUGCAGAUUCGGAACAGCAUAACAUAAAAAAGCGCACACUAGAGAAGCAAUAUGGGGCGGUGAAAAGGAAGGCGUUAAGUCACGUGAUGAAAUACGGUGAAAUGCCGAAUGAUGUAGAUAGAAAGCCCCCUUCCCAGGCACAUUUGUUAUCAAACUCUCGACGCUUGAUGGAGGCCGAAACCGAGGAGGAACAUGAAGCCGCUUGGCGAAGGCUGAACCGUGCACUUCAGCUUGACCACAUCGUAGGGGAAAUGUUUCGCGACAUCGACGUGGAUGUGACAACCCACCAUAAGCCAACGAUAAAGGGUUUAUCCAAGAGGGAUGAGCUCAUGUGUUUCAAGGCACCGAAUGAUGUAGAUAGAAAGCCCCCUUCCCAGGCACAUUUGUUAUCAAACUCUCGACGCUUGAUGGAGGCCGAAACCGAGGAAGAAUAUGAAGCCACUUGGCGAAGGCUGCACCGUGCACUUGAGCUCGGCCACAUUGUUAAGGAAACGUUUCGCGACGUCGUCAUGGAUGUGACAACCCACCAUAAGCCAACGGUAAAGGCUUUGUCCAAGAGGGAUGAGCUCAUUUGCUUCCAGGCGUUAUUCGAUCAAUUCCGAACGCGCUGCUUCACAGUUCAGCAGGCAAGUUCCAGAGGUAGCCCAGGGCACAAAUCACCUAAUGGAGUUGUGCAAAGCCGGAUACAAUCCCGAAAUCCUCAUCGAGUCUGUCCACAACAUCUGUUACUAACGGGCACACAUUAUGUUAUUGCUGAUGUAACAGUUAUACUACAAAUGACCAUUUUAGCCAAGACAGCUCGCGUGAAGUUCGGUGACAACGCUGGGUCAUAA
Messenger RNA from Opisthorchis viverrini, 1578 nucleotides. RefSeq lists its product as hypothetical. NCBI's taxonomy places the organism in Eukaryota, Metazoa, Platyhelminthes, Trematoda, Opisthorchiida, Opisthorchiidae. The transcript has 14 exons. Gene Ontology annotation, molecular function: cysteine-type endopeptidase activity. Gene Ontology annotation, biological process: vacuolar protein processing. The coding region runs from base 1 to 1578 and encodes 525 amino acids. The record is from RefSeq and is a predicted model, not a curated record.